CCCACAAAUUAUUCUUCUCAUCAUCGUGUUACUACUACUAAAACUAAAACAAAACAAAGACAAGACGUGCUACUAAUUCUGCAAAUCAUAAAUUCUCUCUCACCAAAAUGAUUUCUAUGCUAAUGUUGUGGAAAAGAACAUUUGUAUUGAAAUCAACAAAAUAUCUUUUGUGAAAUAAAUGUAAUGUUGAUGCUUCAUAUGGGCUGUGCUAAUUGAUAGAUAUGGGAUGAUACAAAAAAAUGGUUAGAUGGUCAUCAGGUAAUGUGCACACAAGAAAAAAAUUAUAAAGCUGAAGCUAUAUAACAUUUACAUAUUAAUAUGUUUGACAUGUACAACUUAGCCUCAGCCUCAGCCUCGAUCAUGUCUUGACAGUGUGAAUCUUCUUUUGACCCCUCUUAAUAGAGUGCCACCAAUUCACUUUGCUUUCAAAAGCCGUGAACCUUAGAGUACGUCAAUUGCCACAUGUCAGUCAAAAUAAUUUCAGUUGUGCAUUGUAGCUUGAGGUAAUUUCAGUUGUGAUCUCUUGAUAUCUUGCACCUGGUCUUGUCUAUUAUCUACUCCAUAUGUAACAUUUUAAGAAGAUGAUAUUUAUUGUUGCUUUUUCUGUUUAAUAUGGAAAAUCUGAAUUUAGGUGUUAGCUUUGUUGAUUAAAAAUGCUUUCUAUAUCUUUUAAAGACUUCUUAAGAUGCUAGAAUUAAAUUUGGCAUGUUAUCAUUAGACAUAGUCCUUGUAAUUGGUUUGUUGCCUAAACCAUUGUUGGCCAUUUUUUGUUAUGUCUGAAUGUGAUCCUAAUUUUUUUUGGUAUGGUCGGAUAAUACCAACUGUGCUUUUGAUUUUUUUUAAAUUUUUUUAAUAGUUAGUGUGGUAAAUUAAUUAUUUUGAAGAACUAUAUGUCUAUGUCUUAAACUACAUCCAAUAAAUGAUUCAUCUAUGUCAUAUCUGUAAUUGGUAUGCGUGUGGAUAAUAUACAUUUCCAAAGUUACUUUGGAGUACCUGGAUAAUAUGUAGUUUGAUAAGAAGAAAAAAAUGUAAUUAUGAUAAAGCCAUAUAGUGUUUGUUUGAACCAACUGAAACAAUGAAUGAUUUUUAAAAUAAAUUUUGUUCUAUGCUACGUAAUGAUUUGAUUUUAUUGGAUAAGGGAUGUUUUACGAUAUCUUUGCUUUGAAUCCAUGGAUUGUUUUACUAUUGUUAGAGCAUGGUUUAUUUAUUCUUUCAAUUUGGGUGAAAGAACAUGUUAAACACACUUAUUUUAUCAUUUGUGAGGUUGAGUUGUUAAAAUCAUGUUUCCUUAAUUGAGUAUAUAUAAUUUAAUUUUUCUUAAAACAUUUUCCCUCUAUUUUCUUUCCUUCUUCAGCAAUUCACGAGCUGCUCUCUACUCUGCCUCUCUCUCUGUCUCUCGUUCUCAUCAAAUCUUAGUUUUGGUAAAGUGAAAAUCUUCGAUUUAGGGUUCUGAUCCGAUCGCAAAUCUUGAACCUAAAUGGAUGAUCAAUGGCGUCCAGGAUCACCGCAUUAUCACUCUCCGCCGCCGUGUCAAGCUCACCACGGAGACCAUACUGCUGAGGAUUGUCACAAUGAAGCUGAUCGGCUCUAUACGAGAGCUCGAAUUGAUGUCAUCGGACGUCAACUUAGUGGUGUACCGCCUCUGCCUCCAUUUUAUCAUCAUUCUACUCGUCCUCGAGGAUUACUAAUGAGGAACUUGUACUUUUAUGUCUUGUGCUUCUGCACAUUUGCUGUGGUGAAGGCCGGUUCGAGUCCACAGAACAACACUGGUAUCAGACUUGAUGCUUUGUUUGCGAUAUUGGGGGAUUUCGGCUACCACCCUGUACUCGCUGAGACUUGGAAAGGGAAUAGCCCUUGCGACAACUGGUUCGGGCUAAUCUGCGUUGAAGGUCAUAUCAAGUAUAUAUUUCUCAUGUCCAUGAACUUGACUGGCUCCAUCUCUCCACGGUUUGCGGAUCUCACAUCAGUACAUGUAAUCGAUCUGUCUCAAAACCUUCUCACUGGUACCAUUCCCUUCGAGCUGACCAAGAUGAAACUGAGGUUCCUGGAUCUUUCCCACAACCAGCUACACGGGAAAAUUCCUCGUUUUCAGACACUAGUUCCAGUCACGGAAGGAAAUCCAGAGAUUGUGACUGCGGCGGGGAUCAUUCGUGUUCCUUUAGGGAGAGGUGACAAGGAAACUGCAGGCGUUGGGGGAUUUUACGUUUGGAUUAUGGUUCUUGGUUUCGUGCUUAUUGGAGGAGCAGUCUUCCUUUUCUAUCUUGCUAAGAAACUAAACCACCCGGUCUGACUGAUUGUGCUUGUCAAGAAUGAAGUCUCCAACUUUUAUAUAGUGUAUGUUAUGUCUAGUGUUGUUGUUGUUUAGUAAGAGAUACUCUUAGUUUGACAAUGAUACUAUCACUAUGUCAUUACCCAAUAUAAGAUUAAAAUAAUUUUUGGAUC
Messenger RNA from Brassica napus (rape), 2442 nucleotides. RefSeq names its product receptor-like protein 5. Bases 1478 to 2290 code for a protein of 270 amino acids. The transcript is spliced from 2 exons. The record is from RefSeq and is a predicted model, not a curated record. NCBI's taxonomy places the organism in Eukaryota, Viridiplantae, Streptophyta, Magnoliopsida, Brassicales, Brassicaceae. Gene Ontology annotation, molecular function: protein binding.